AUGAAAAAACUACUUUUACUUUUCCUUAUCUGCUCCUUCAAAAUAUGGGCCGAAAAUACGAGGGCAUCAAAAUUCGCCAACUCUAAGCGAAAGAAAAAUGGCAACAGAAUGCGAGAAAAUAAAUUGACCAAUGACGACGUGGACCAGUACAGCUUCCUCUCCUUGCGGACGGCCAACGACGAGAAGGCUGCCAACGAAAACGACACCAACAAGGCGAACAAGGAAAAAGAAGGCGCCGAAAACAGCAACGGUAAUGAAAAGAAGAAUGAAGAUAAUAGCAAUGGCAACGAAAAAAAAAACCAAGAGAAUACCAAUGGAAAGGAAAAAAAGAACGAAGAAAACAACGCAAAUGAGAAAAAAAAUGACCAAACUAAUGACCAACCUAAUGACAAAGCUAAUGGCCAAGUUAAUAGCGAAGCUAGUAGCCAAAGUAAUAUCCCAAAUAAAAAUGAAACAGUACCACCAGAAAAAAAAAUUAAUAAAGAAAACUUGUUAGAGUAUGGGACCCAUGGCAAAGAUGGCCAUUUUAUUCCUUCCUAUAAAACACUGACAAAUGAAAUUCUGUCAACAAAUAAUUCUCUGGAAAAAGCGUCGAGCUUCCUCAAAAUCGCCUGCUCACAUAUCAUGAAAAUUCUGGAAUUCAUCCCGGACAGUAAAUUGUCGUCUCAGUACAUAAAGGUGGAAUCGAAAAACGUGUACAUAAAGGACAUCGCUUCCGAAUGCCAAAAUAUAUUUUUUUCGCUCGAAAAAUUAACCAUGACAAUGAUUGUCUUAAAUUCAAAGAUGAGCAAAUUGGUCUACACCCAGGGAUAA
Molecule: messenger RNA, 813 nt
Organism: Plasmodium inui San Antonio 1
Lineage: Eukaryota; Apicomplexa; Aconoidasida; Haemosporida; Plasmodiidae
Exons: 2
Coding region: 1-813 (270 amino acids)
Source: RefSeq, a predicted model, not a curated record